Molecule: messenger RNA, 1509 nt
Organism: Aspergillus caelatus
Lineage: Eukaryota; Fungi; Ascomycota; Eurotiomycetes; Eurotiales; Aspergillaceae
Product: major facilitator superfamily domain-containing protein
Exons: 2
Coding region: 1-1509 (502 amino acids)
Biological process (GO): transmembrane transport
Molecular function (GO): transmembrane transporter activity
Source: RefSeq, a predicted model, not a curated record
AUGGACGAAAGUGGACAGGAAAAGCAAAGUGGACAACAAGAUGAUCUCGAGCGCGAAGCCGCUCACAGGGGGCUUAGAAAGACGGGGUCCAAGACACUCGGGUGGGAUACAGAUCACCAUGACUUCCCACGCAACUGGCCUCUUCGGCGCAAGUUCUAUGACGCCUGCGUCAUCUUCUUCUUGGAGUUCUAUACGACCGUCAUGAGCACAACGGGGCCAUCUGCUGCAGAAGACGCCAUGUCAGAGUACACAAUGAGCAGGGUCGUGAUGCUCACCGGUUUUCAGUUCAUGUAUGGCGCUGGACAAGCAUUGGGGGGACUGAUAAUGCCUCCAUUUUCGGAGGCCCUUGGUCGCCAAAAGUCCUACCUCGUGUCCGCCGGUGCAUACAGUAUUUCUUCUCUCCUGGUCGGCCUCGUUCCUUCGCCGGCCGGAGUCUUCAUUGGCCGCUUUUUCUCUGGUUUCGCCUCGUCUGUACCGGCAAUUGUUCUAGCUGGAAGCAUCGAGGAUCUGUAUACCCAACAAACAAGGCUGUGGCUUCUCUGGUUUUGGAAUUGCUCGACCAUGCUCGGUAUCGCGGUGGGCCCAAUCUAUGGGUCAUAUAUAGUAGAUGCAAUUGGUUGGCGCUGGCUCUACCAUGUUUCCGCCAUCACAUGCGCGGUGAUAUUCUUCCUCCUUAUACCCGUCCGCGAGAGCCGGCCGACGACCCUGCUUCAACGCCGUUUUGACAAUCUACAGUCAAAAGUCGGAGCAGUAAACAUGGAUAUACCAAACCCUGACCGGAUUAACAGCGCCCGAGAGCUUGUACAGGUGAUUCUGGUGCGACCAGCCAAGGUUGGUGUCUCGGAACCUAUCCUCAUCUUGGUCUCCAUCCUCAGCGCCUCGGCCUGGGGUAUGAUGUACCUCUUUACCGAGUCCUUCACCGUAGUAUACAGUGAAUUCGGCUGGAGCUCAAGGGCGACCUCAUUGCCUUUCAUUGCCCUGUUUCCUGGGAUCAUAAUGAGUGGAUUUGUUCGCAUUUGGGACUAUCACAAACUGAAUUCCCGACAGAAUGCCGGUCAGCGACCAGAGCCAGAAGAUAAAAUCGGCGGUUUUGCGAUUGCUGCGCCCGCACUCUCCAUUGGACUCUGGAUUUUCAGCUGGACGGUUCCACCACUCGUCAUUGUCCCUUGGAUCGCCUCCAUGUUCGGCCUCGUGCUGAUUGGCUUUGCAGCGACUGAGUUCUCAUACACGUUGAGUGGGUACAUUUCCGACGCGUAUACUAUCUACGCCUCGUCAGCAUUGGCUGUACAAGGCUUCUUACGCGCGCUGUCCUCCGGCUGUCUUCCUCUAUUUGCGUAUCCAAUGUAUUCCGGGCUCGGAUCAAACGUCGCGACAAGUAUUAUUGCGGCUGUGGCAACUGUGUACUGCCUGGCGCCGUAUAUAUUCCUGAGACAUGGUAAGCGUCUAAGGGAGAAGAGUCCUUUCGCUAGAUACAGUGCACAGGUGAAUGAUGAACACGGUGCGGAUUGA